AUGUCAAAGGUGGGUGUUCUUGCUUUGGGACCAGCAGGUGUCGGCAAAAGUACGUUUUGCAACUCUCUGGUCGCUCACAUGCAAACUGUUGGGCGGACAGCCCACAUAGUGAACCUGGAUCCGGCCGCAGAUCCAACAGAAUUUGAAUUCAGCAUAGAUAUAAGAGACUUGAUUUCGCUUCAGGAUGUCCAGGAAGAACUCCAUCUAGGACCAAACGGGUCGCUGCUAUACUGUUUUGAGUUUCUGUUGGACAACCUUGAUUGGUUGGAUGAGCAAAUUGGAGAUUACAACGACGACUACCUCAUUUUCGACUGUCCCGGGCAGAUCGAACUCUACAGCCACGUUCCUGUUCUACCAGUGAUAGUGAAGCAUUUACAACAACAACUGGGGUUCAGCCUUUGUUGCACAUAUCUAUUAGAGGCACCGUUUGUGAUAGAUAACUCGAAGUUCUUUUCGGGAGCAUUGCAGGCCAUGGCUGCGAUGAUUUUCCUGGAAUUGCCACACAUAAAUAUUCUUUCCAAAACCGAUUUGAUCAGAGAUACUGUAUCAAAAGCGCAACUCAAAAAGUUCCUGAAUCCAGACCCAUUGCUUUUGGAACAAGCAAACGAGCAGGAAGAAGGUUACAUUUCGAGUAACCCGAAAUAUGCUCGGUUGAAUAAAGCUAUUGCUCAAUUGGUCGACGACUUUGGAAUGGUCCAAUUUCUACCCCUUGAUUGCUCGGACAAGGAUAAAAACGACACAGUCAAAUCAAUUUUGAGUUACAUUGAUGAUGUGACACAAUGGAGCGAGGCGCAGGAGCCAAAGGAGCCCAACGAUGAAAUUGAAGUGCCGGAGGAAGAUGCCGAGUGGCAAUAG
Molecule: messenger RNA, 855 nt
Organism: Ogataea haglerorum
Lineage: Eukaryota; Fungi; Ascomycota; Pichiomycetes; Pichiales; Pichiaceae
Exons: 1
Coding region: 1-855 (284 amino acids)
Molecular function (GO): GTPase activity
Source: RefSeq, a predicted model, not a curated record